This is a messenger RNA of Pseudopipra pipra, 1573 nucleotides long. RefSeq names its product centrosomal protein 44 (gene CEP44). Bases 301 to 1479 code for a protein of 392 amino acids. The transcript is spliced from 12 exons. NCBI's taxonomy places the organism in Eukaryota, Metazoa, Chordata, Aves, Passeriformes, Pipridae. Gene Ontology annotation, cellular component: centrosome; spindle pole. The record is from RefSeq and is a predicted model, not a curated record.
GUCACCGCGCGGGGCGCGGGAAGCGGAAGUGGCCGUUGGGCUCGCGGCGGCAGAUUCAGAGUGUGCCCGGCUCGGCUCCCGGGGGAACAGCGGCGCUCCCGGCGGGAACUGCGGGGUUCCCGCGGGGGGUGCGCCUGGCGCGGUAGUUGCUGGUUUUACAUCCAGAGGUCCAGUGUAAAAAGGAUUGUAAAUACUUUUGGGAAAUGGCCUCUAUGAUUAGACAAAUUCCUGUGAGAGUAUCUUCUGGGAUGUACUUUUUUACAUUUAUUCCAUACUGAAAGAAGAAUAGCAUUCAGAAUAAUGGCAACAGGAGACCUAAAUGGAAGUUUAAGAAAAAUGGAACAAGGACUUCGCUUGUUAAGUUAUCCCAGAGAUGUGGAUUAUACAGUGUUAGUAAAGGGUGAUCCAGCUGCAUUUUUACCUAUCAUCAACUAUUGUUUUACUUCUUUUUCAACCUGCAUAGCAGAGCUUUUGGUAAAGUGUGAUGUGGAACUGACAGCAAAGAGUGACUUGCGUUUUAUUGAAGCUGUUUAUAAGCUUCUUCGAGAUCAGUUUCAGUAUAAACCAAUUUUAACAAAAGAGCAAUUUCUUCAGUUUGGCUUUGCGGAAAGAAAAAUGCAAAUUGUUUGUGACAUUAUCAACUGUGUGGUGAAAAAACAUAAGGAAUUGAGUAACUCUAAUAAGGUUAAAUCCCAAACAAGGAAAAAACUCAGACCUUUUAAAUAUGAUAUAUGGUCAAAUUGUGGUAAAGGCCUUGCUGAUCCUAGUGGCAGCGCUCCGAAUUCCAAACAGAAGCCUCUAGUAGAGCGACACUCAGGAAAUGAAGUUAGUGGUGACAUUCAUCCACUACCCCUUCCAGCACAGAGGGGUAACGAGGAGGAGUUGUGCCUAGAUCAUGAUAUUGUGGAAGUUAAAUGUGAACAAGUCAUAGAAGGUAAUUCUGAGAUUGAGUUUUUAAAGAGUCAGCUUGCUGAUUGCCAGGAAAAGCUUCAUAAGCUAGAUUGGAUAGAAGAUAAACUACAAGUUUUAGAAGAGAAACUGCAAGGAAAGGUGAUAAUAGAUGAGAAGGACUGGAAUAACUUGUUGAAUCGAGUUUUGCUUCUUGAAACAGAACUGUUGUUACAAUCCAAAAAGAGAGACUUACCUACAGAAUCCAGCAAUGUAAGCUGGACAUGUACUUCUAGUAGCAUUCCAGUUUCUCCUGAUACAGAGAGGAAUGAGGAGAUGCCAGAGAGUCAUCUUCAGUCCUCUGGAUGCAGUUCACUGUUAUCCACAAACCCAUCUCCCAAAGCCAUGACCAUUAAUUCUCAUGAUCUGACAGACAUUUCAAAGGAGACAAUAAGACAAAGAAUGGAAAAGAUAAGUAAAAUAAUUGAAGAAACCUUCAAAUUGUUGAAAACGUCAAGCCCACCUCUGAGAAUACCUGAAAGCACAGGUCGUGAGAUCUGGUCUCUGCAGACUUAUGGAUACCAGGAGUAAUAUGUAUGUUUAUACAGCAUUAAAUUUUUAAAAUAUCGAAUUUGUAAUGAUCACUAGUGCUUUUAUUUCUUUGAAUAAAUAUUUUUCUGAUGUA